AUGACUGAGUUAUUGCGCUCUGCAACAGCCAGAUGUCCGCCUCCUCGGCAGGCCCGAGGGACGAGGCUUAAUACCAUAAUUGAGGAUUCUCGUGAGGGGGAAUACUCGGAAACACCGCGUUACCGAGAGGCUCGCCCAAACAAGAAUGCUUCUCAGCCACAGUUAAAAUUGAAGACCAGUGGUCUGGCGCUGGCGUCUAGACUAAACCGCCUGCUGUCUCCCUUAUCUGCUGGAACUACCUCCUCUUGCUCAGAUACCGAAUGGCAAAAUCAAAUGCAAACAUUUGAUGAUCUGUAUGAUGCAACCGACGAGGAGUCAGAGAUGAGUGAUGAGUGCACUUCGAUCUCGAGUACUCGCCCAACAAGUCUGCUGACCCCAACGACAAGAAAUUCGAUUUCGCCGACGAGUCGUAAUCGCUAUCCCAGUCUUACGAUUCCCUCGUCAACAAUAUGGCCGUCUCUUCAGGGUGCCCCGAAAAGCUCACCAAUUCCCCCAACGCCGCCCCCUAAGAUCCCAGUCUCCCCGGCAGCUUUAUCAUUUCUUGGCCAUUCCGUGCCGGCCGUGCAUGCUCCUCCGUCGCUGGACGGCAGUGUGUCAUCGGAUCAAGUCUCCAAUAUUAGUGCUCCAGCUACUCCAGACGUCCAGUCACUUCCUGACAACGACUGGAAUCCGCAUGAAAUCCUUGUCCGGCCGGACCUCGAAGAUGAAGAAGAUGCCGACCUUCAAAAUCCAGAGACAAGCUCAGAUCUACAAAGUAUUGAAAUCGCAAUAGAGAAUACCGAAGAGGAUUGGCGACAGUUUCUCGGAAACUUCCCUCGAAUUCCUGGCCAAGCGAGAUCGCCACCCGUCGCUGACCCUGUGCGCGAAGAUACUCCCUCUGACACAGGCGUGUUUCUCCCUGAAGAUGCGUUGGCAAUGUUGAGACACAUUCCCCUGGAUGUGACCCCGGAUCCUUGGUCAGAGACUUCUGAAAGCAAUGAAGAGAUGUGGCAGAUCGAAACACCAGAGCGACCACGCAGUGCUGACGAUGCGACUCCCGCUUCAGACCUCUCUGGAUAUAGCUUCACUGAGAGGUUUUACGAUCUACCAUUCACCAGGACCGAAGGGGAAAUCGUUGAGCAGAUCAUUGAAUGUCCUGAGAGGUCAAUUGAUGAACAGCUAACAGCUGUUUACGAUCCAAGAGGACCCCCGACUGCGAUCAGGAUCCCUUCUGAGGACCCAGCGCCACAUUUAGAACAUGCAGAAAGUCCAGUUAGUGACGACGUCGAUGGUGUGCAUGAGAUUGCAAGACCAGGCAUGUACAAUCCGGAGGAGCGAGAUGAGAACUAUGAAGAUGAAUUGCAAAAGAAGGCAAUGGCAAGCCUAGACCGAACUAGCGUUUGGCUCGCAGCGCAGGCUUCGUAUCUUGCUGCCCUGUGUGAAACGAAUCCCGCCAAUACCCCAGUAAGCGAAAGAGAAGACUGUAUUGCAAUCGCGGAGAGUGUGACACAAGCCGUAGCACAAGUCGUGUCCCAAAAGUCCGUACGAUUUGACGAGACAGUUCCAGAAGCUCCCAGCUCCCAGCCUUCUGCCCUGGCAAGCAAGGACUCAAUCUAUUGGAGGGGGUUCCAGUCUAUUCGGCGACGUGCUAGAAACACAGACACUUUCAUGCACCGAACCAUGCGCUUCGACGCCGUGCAAUCUAUUCGGCUGGGUCUGCCCAAUACGCAUACAAAUUGUUUGUUGGGCAAUUACGAAAUAGUUCGUCCCGGACGGCCUCCUUACAGAGGUCCAUUCUCCCAAGCACCCCGCGAUUCAGUUGUGGGUUCCAUCUUGGAGGAAAAAGCGCAGUUUUCCAUGCUGGAGAAGGAGCAGUUAGUGCUUACCCAGAUUAGUGAGCCUAUGUGGGCCAUGGAGGCCCUUCGAUACCUCAAUGGUGGUCGUCUGAUUGCUAGUCCUGCUUUCAAACGACUUGCUAAGUCGAAGGCAGUCUCAACAGACCCUCAAAGAUCUGGUUCACGUCGCAUCAGAGUUCUGGAUCUCGGGGGUCAUGCUUCGUGUGAGUGGGCAUGGCAGAUCGCACACGACUACCCUAACGUCAAGGUUUACACCGUCUUCACCGAGCACCAGGCAUUUAACCGUGGCAUCAAAGGGCCCGCGAACCACCGUCAAAUUUCCGUGCAAAAUCUGUGGCAACUGCCAUUCUCUAACAAUAAGUUUGACGUGAUCUCUACCCGUUCACUGCCAGCCCUAUUGAAGAGCGAACGUAGCUCCGGUGACCAGCAAGACGAAUAUGAACUUUGCCUUCAAGAAUGCCGUCGCUGCCUCAAGCCAGGUGGAUACCUAGAAUUCUUCGUGAUGGAUGCACAGAUAUCGCACGGAGGGCCUUACGCAUCUGCCACCUCCGUUGAGUUCGCAUACAACCUCAAGACGCGAGGCUACGACCCAACCCCUACGAAGAGCUUCCUCGGGCGUCUGCAGAAAGGUGGUUUUGUAGGGGUCAAACGAGCUUGGAUGUUCUUGCCAAUGGGAAACGAGCCGGCAGUCUCCCCUGUUCCCAGGGAGACACCCGAGCCUAGAGUCAAGAGCCACAUCAGCGAAUGUGAAGCGGUUCAGGGCCCGGUCGGCAGCACAGCUGACGCUGCAAGUGUCACUGGCCUGUUUGGUGGGUGGAUUUGGGAACAAUGGCUUCUCAAGUUGCAAAUCGAGAUGGGUCGGGAGCAGGGGAGGUUACUAGAAGGAAUCGGAAGCGUUUUCGACGAGGGUCGCAAGAACGGAGCUGUCUUGCAAACACCACAACCCCGCGCUCAAUUACCCUCCCGCCGCAACCAUGCUCUUCUUCAGUACAGUUUCUUCAAGACCCUCACAAACCAAACCGUGAUUAUUGAGCUCAAAAACGACAUUCGUAUCCGCGGAACACUGAAAUCCGUCGACCAAUACCUCAACAUCAAGCUCGACGAUGUCGACGUCCUGGACCUGGACAAGUACCCUCACCUCUCGUCCGUGAAGAACAUGUUCAUCCGUGGUAGCGUGGUUCGCUACGUUGUCCUGCCCCGAUCGGAAGUGGAUGUCGGUUUGCUGGAGGAUGCCACAAGACGAGAGGCAGCCAACCAAGCCGGAAAAGCUCGGUGAUCGAAGUAACCCGAAGUACAAAGAGAGAAGAAAAUCCGAUCAUGCUAGUUUAAUCCCCUUACGAUGCGAUGUCGCUGCGUGCCCCCGGAACAAAAUAAUCUAUGUGAUGAUCGCCACGGAGAAAGCCUAGGAUAUGAAUACCGGUCUAGGUGGUGGCGGAAAUUGAAUAUUUUUUUGGUCUAUGAGAUGUCA
This is a messenger RNA of Aspergillus nomiae NRRL 13137, 3303 nucleotides long. RefSeq lists its product as uncharacterized. Bases 1 to 3111 code for a protein of 1036 amino acids. Lineage: Eukaryota; Fungi; Ascomycota; Eurotiomycetes; Eurotiales; Aspergillaceae. Gene Ontology annotation, molecular function: RNA binding. The record is from RefSeq and is a predicted model, not a curated record. Gene Ontology annotation, cellular component: precatalytic spliceosome; P-body; Lsm1-7-Pat1 complex. Gene Ontology annotation, biological process: mRNA splicing, via spliceosome. The transcript is spliced from 5 exons.